This is a messenger RNA of Talaromyces rugulosus, 705 nucleotides long. RefSeq lists its product as uncharacterized. The record is from RefSeq and is a predicted model, not a curated record. NCBI's taxonomy places the organism in Eukaryota, Fungi, Ascomycota, Eurotiomycetes, Eurotiales, Trichocomaceae. The coding region runs from base 1 to 705 and encodes 234 amino acids. The transcript has 4 exons. Gene Ontology annotation, cellular component: cytoplasm; nucleus.
AUGGCUGCCCCCAAGAUCAGAGUGCUGUGUCUGCACGGCCACGGCUCCAACUCUCAGGCUUUUGAGGCCGAAACCGCGGCCCUGCGCCACGAGCUGGGCGACGAGUUUGAAUGGAUCUUUGCUCAGGCCCCAGUGCCCAUGCAGCCCGGCCAGUGGUCGACCGCCGCUCUGCUGGACGAAGAGAUCAUGCGCCAGCCUGGCAAGUUCUACUCGCCCUUUGAUGUCAACGACAGCGCCAGUCUGCUCCAGGCGCAGGAGCGCUUGGAGGAGUUUGUCCGCCAGGAGGGUGACUUCCCGCUCGUGGUCUGCGAGAGCAUCUCCGCCAGCAUUGUGGCCUCGUUGCUGCAGCGUCGCGCCGAGGAGAAGCCUGAUGCGCCGCCGCUGUUCAAGGGCGCCGUCUUCCUCGCCGGAUACAGCCCGCUCGACCGCGAUGCCAUCCUGAACGCCGGCUUCGACAUUCUCGAGAACCGCGCACAGUCCAACAUCCAGUCGCUUCCUAUCCCGACCGCCAACAUCUGGGGCUCCAAGGACGCGCGCCACGUCGACCGCAGCCCGCUCUUGGCCCAGCUGUGCAACCCGGCCAUGAACGUCAACUUUGUCCACAACGCCGAUUCCAUGAUCCCUGGUGCCGCCGACGAGGAGGCCGUGGUUGGCGCAGCCCACGCCAUCCAGCAGACCGUCGACCGCGCCAUGUGCGUGUGCUAG